Fulvia fulva is the source of this 216-nucleotide messenger RNA. RefSeq lists its product as uncharacterized. NCBI's taxonomy places the organism in Eukaryota, Fungi, Ascomycota, Dothideomycetes, Mycosphaerellales, Mycosphaerellaceae. The coding region runs from base 1 to 216 and encodes 71 amino acids. The record is from RefSeq and is a predicted model, not a curated record. The transcript is spliced from 3 exons.
AUGAAGUCGUUCGCUUUCUCUCUGUUGGCGCUUUUGGCGGGGUCGCAGGUCAGCUGGGCACUGGGUGGCACUUGCCUGAUGGCUCCGGCGGCCGGGACGAAAUGGGGUCUUUGCCAGUAUCAGAAUGCUGUGCUUUACUGCAGAGAAACAAAUGGCUGCAGCUCUGAUGGCGCCGCGUGCCAGUGGGUGAACGAGCCUUCCGCGAUUUGCACUUGA